Molecule: messenger RNA, 2366 nt
Organism: Hypoxylon trugodes
Lineage: Eukaryota; Fungi; Ascomycota; Sordariomycetes; Xylariales; Hypoxylaceae
Product: transcriptional adaptor-like protein
Exons: 2
Coding region: 283-1884 (533 amino acids)
Biological process (GO): regulation of transcription by RNA polymerase II; chromatin remodeling
Cellular component (GO): SAGA-type complex; nucleus
Molecular function (GO): transcription coactivator activity; zinc ion binding; chromatin binding
Source: RefSeq, a predicted model, not a curated record
GGUUAGGUAGAGUCAUCCCCAACAGCAACGCAACACAGGAAAGCGCAGGGCUACCACCAACAAUACGCUCGAUCCACUUCACGUCGCGACGUCAACACCAUCAAUUAAAUUUAAAACAUCAUCAUCAUAGUCAUCAGACGCGCGACAUACCGUACAUUUCCGACCAUAUCGCCACGCUUUUCUUUGUUGUUAAUAUAUAACCAAUCAUAUUUGCUACCCAAUCCAACUGCGGAGUCCUAGCCGACUUCGUAAUUCUAAUAUUUCACACUGGACGACGAUAAUAUGGGUGUCAUCCGUAAAAAGACGGCCACCAGAGGCGGAGAAGGUGGCGUCAAAUACGUUUGCGAUGUAUGCUCCGCGGAUAUCACAUCUACCGUACGAAUACGAUGUGCUCACAGUGCAUGCAACGAGUACGACCUUUGCGUCCAAUGCUUCGCCAGCGGUUCCGCCAGUGGCUCCCACCAACCCGCAACUCACCCUUACAAGGUAAUCGAGCAGAACUCGUUUCCUAUAUUUGAUAGGGACUGGGGUGCGGAUGAAGAACUUUUGCUUCUUGAAGGUUGUGAAAUAUAUGGACUUGGAUCAUGGGCCGAUAUAGCAGACCAUAUUGGCGGUUAUCGUCACAAGGACGAAGUACGGGACCAUUAUCUUAAGGUCUAUGUCGAUUCGCCAUGUUUCCCACUCCCGGAACGAUGCAAGCCAUCUGAUAUGGGGCUGGCGCAAGAGAUCUCCCGUGAAGAAUUUCAGGCACGUAAAAAGCGUAGGAUCGAAGAACGCCGGGAAGCCCAGAAGAAUGCACCCCCGAUGCCGCCCAAGACUAAGCCAACAGCUAGUGUACCUUCUUGCCACGAGAUUCAAGGUUAUAUGCCCGGUCGACUAGAAUUCGAAACCGAGUAUGCCAACGAGGCCGAGGAGGCUGUUCAGCUCAUGCAGUUUGAUCCUGGCGAUGGUGUAAACCCCCGCACAGGAGAACUCGAACCGGAGAUGGAGCUCAAGCUUACAGUAAUGGACAUUUAUAAUUGCCGUCUGACUCAGCGUGUGGAACGGAAGAAGGUAAUUUUCGAACAUAACCUACUAGACUACCGAGAAAAUACCAAGCAAGAGAAGAAGAGAACCAAGGAGGAGCGCGAUCUACUAAACAAAGCCAAGCCCUUUGCGCGUAUGAUGAAUCACGAUGAUUUUGAAUCCUUCUGCCAGGGUCUAAUCGACGAGUUGAACCUGCGACAGGCCAUCACGCAGUUACAAGAAUGGAGAAAUAUGAAAAUUGGUGACCUCCGUAGCGGAGAGAAAUAUGAGCAGGAGAAAGCUCAACGUAUUCAAAAGACCAUUCCGAUGGGUUCGAUGGAUCGAGAACGACUAGCCUCGGCGCAGCGAUCCAAGCAGAACGUUCAACCAGAACCUCCUAGUGGUGCCGCGCUACUGGUGGCGCCUGAGCUUCCAUUCCGUCCCGCCGCGAGCCCAACAAUACCUGCAUCACAAGGUACCCCUGACGUUCUGCCCAAUGGCGAAUCUAAGCCACUCACUAACGGGCAUACAAAUGGCGUUGCUAAUGGAGCCAAUGGAGUUGCAACGAAUGGAGCUUCAACCCUGGGGAAACAAAAAUUCGUCUCCCAGCCUAUCUCAGGUGUACAACCUCUCGCGCUCACCCAAGACAAUGCUCCAGAUUUACACCUUCUGACGCCAGAAGAAGUCGAGUUAUGUAAAGUCUGCCGGAUACAACCCAAGCCAUACUUGAUGAUCAAAGAACAGGUGUUCAAGGAGGGUCUGAAAGGCAAUGGGGCGCUUAAGAAGAAGCAGGUGAAGGAGAUUUCUCGACUCGACUCGCAAAAAGGGAGCAGAAUAUUUGAUUUCUUCAUCAAUUCUGGUUGGAUUGCUAAGGCCUAACCAAUUUCGUGGAUAUGAUUUCACCCAUCCUCUCUGCUGCCAUUACUGUUUAUCUACGUUCUGUUGUUUUUCUGCUCUGCUGUUAUGUUAGAGUACGAGUCAACCCUAAGAAAACCAAGACAGCUUAUGAAAUCCAAGGUAUCAUCAGCUAAUCUUAUUUUGAAUUUGAAUUGUAUGAGAUCGCAUAACGACAUUAUUUCCCUGUGUCUCGAGGCAUGAUAGUUCAAUCCAUCGAGUUGAACAGGUUGCUUAAUUGUUGGGGAUUCUACGCGAGUAGUGCAAGUCUCGCCGGUGCAGCGUUUUGAUGUGCUACGUGAUGAUGACAAAAAUUUGAAUUGCAACGGUGUACGUGAUUCUGCCAAUUCCCGUCACAUCGAGAUGAACCGUGCAACCGUAGCAGCAUGAAUUAGAUAUAUCUGCCGUGUCUUGAAAUAGCGUCGUAGUGUAGUUCGAUGCAGUACUUCUUAGGUGAAACGAAUGGC